This is a messenger RNA of Musca domestica (house fly), 546 nucleotides long. RefSeq lists its product as uncharacterized. The coding region runs from base 1 to 546 and encodes 181 amino acids. NCBI's taxonomy places the organism in Eukaryota, Metazoa, Arthropoda, Insecta, Diptera, Muscidae. The record is from RefSeq and is a predicted model, not a curated record. The transcript is spliced from 3 exons. Gene Ontology annotation, molecular function: heme binding; oxygen binding.
AUGUCUUUUCACAUUCUGUAUCCAAAACCACUGCCGCCGCGGGACAAUCAAUCACUGCCAAAUGAAAAUGGUUUUACUGCCACAGAAAUUGCAUCCUUGCGCAAUGGAUGGCGUCAUUUUAAACGUCGCUUUGGCUAUCAUUCUAAACAAAUAUUCAUGAAAUUUUAUCAAGAACAUGAACAAAUGUUGGAGAAAUUUCGCAAUCGAAUGGGCAAAUUCAAUAUGCAACAGCUGCAUCGACAUCCACAAGAACUAUUGCAAGUCUAUGGUAAUCUGAUAGAACAAGGACUGGAUAAUAUGACUUAUAUGCAUGUUUUAAUGACCGCAAUAAGUCAACGGCAUAGAAUGUUCGGUGUUACAGGUUAUGAAAUAAAGCUACAAACCGACCACAUAACUCUCUACAUACUUGCCUUAUUGGAGAAAAUAAUUUCGCCCACAUUUGUUUCGGGACUGGAAAAACUAAGACGCUUGAUAAACGCAUAUCAUUGUGAAGAUGCAUGCGACGAGCUGUUGGAAGAGAGCUCAAAUGAGGCAUUACAUAAUUAA